Molecule: messenger RNA, 1593 nt
Organism: Botrytis byssoidea
Lineage: Eukaryota; Fungi; Ascomycota; Leotiomycetes; Helotiales; Sclerotiniaceae
Exons: 2
Coding region: 1-1593 (530 amino acids)
Source: RefSeq, a predicted model, not a curated record
AUGUCUCAAGCAGACGGCCCUACUCUUAAGGCCAUCUUCAGCACAGGAUUUGCUGUCACACAAGCAAUUUCUAAGAAAGUAUCUUCAUCUGAACCUCCAACUCAAAGUCACAUGUCUAUCUUCUCUUCAACUCCUGGCCUUGCCAAUGAUCUUGCAACUCCACGUCCCAAGAGAACAACGAUUCCAGGCCCUGCAACACAACUUCUCAAUGAACUGUUCGACGAAGUGGAUGAUAUUGAAGCAGUUGAGCCAAUCGAAGAUUCAACCUAUAUUAAUGUCGACGAUGCGCGCCAGAGAGCUGAUAGACUGAGAUUUAGACCUAGACCUAGAAUCGAAAGAUCUUUCAAGAGCAAGUCAUUGGAUAGUCAACCUCAGUCAGCGAGUUCCUCUGAUCAUUUUAUGAAUUCCUCAGUCGACUAUUCACAUCUCACUGUAAGCCCCGAAGAAGAUCUUCAAAAGCUCGCAGACAGAUUCGGAGAAAUUCAAUCUGAAAAUAAACGAAUCAUCGAAGCUGACGACGAGACUCUCUGGAACUCUCUUCCAGAUCUGAAUACCGGACCAUUUUCACGUUACGCAAAACUUCAAGGUUCUGCUAAAGCUUAUGAGCAAGAAUUCCAAGAUACUUUGAAGAAGGAGAGGGAGAUUUAUGAAUCUACAUCUGGUUUCCUCAAUAAGCAGAUGCCUGGUAUGAGUGCUACUGAGAUGCGCAAACGAAUUCCGAGAUUGAUCAUUCCUGAAGCGGAAUGUGGAUUUGAUGAGGAGGAUAGGGAUGAGAACAACUCAAUCCAGAUUCUCGAGGCACUUUUCAAUGAGUUGACGGAGAGGGAAGCUGGUACUAAUAAUAAUCAGUGGAAGAGUGCUAAAGAGAUUAUUGAGGGGGUAGAGAACAAGGGCAAAGAUGAUGGGGAGGGACAAGCCGUUGCGACAGGAGAUAUGGAGGCGGAUAAUAAUCAUAUGGAUGAUCAAUCUGGAAAGAGCCAUGAUCCCAGUCAUGAUGCCUACAAAUCUCGCGAAAUCAACAUCUUUUCAGACUUCGCCGAACAAACAGACGAUGAGAUUCAAGAAUACUCUGCUAUAACCCAACAAUACAUUAGAGACGGAUGUAGGGUCAGAGGACUCGAUCAGAUUAUUGAGAAGGAUGAAGAGCAGGCAGUACAAUCUCAGCAACCAAAUAAAGUCGAACCAGAAAUCACUCCUUCUCUGAAAUUUGAAGAAAAGAGCAAGGAAGAAAUCGCAGAACCGCAACAAAAUCUCUGCGAAGUCUCUCCCGUGAUGGAACCUCCAGUUAUUGAAAAAGAACCAAUUCUACAGGAACAACCCGAUAUAGAAGGAAACACAAAGGAAGAUGAAGACUCUCAAAAAUCUUCACAAAAUCUCGAUACUUCUGAAAAUCAAUGUCUAGAUGUUGAUAUUUUCAAAUCUAUUGAUGAAGUUAUUAGUGCUAGUUCUAGUACCAUCUCGAAUUCUACUUCUUCUAUUGAUGGAAGCGCUUCAGAAGACGAAGACGAAUUGCAGUUUGGUUUGGCGGCGGUGGCGACAGGUGUUAUGAUUGCUGCUUUGUGGAUGAUUGAGAGGAAAACUGGGAUUUGUUAG